This is a messenger RNA of Morchella sextelata, 402 nucleotides long. RefSeq lists its product as uncharacterized. The coding region runs from base 1 to 402 and encodes 133 amino acids. The record is from RefSeq and is a predicted model, not a curated record. Lineage: Eukaryota; Fungi; Ascomycota; Pezizomycetes; Pezizales; Morchellaceae. The transcript has a single exon.
AUGGACUGGACAAGAAAACUCAAAACCAAAUGCCUCAAGCUCAUCACCGCCAACAAAGAGGAACCAGCGGCCGAAGACCUAAUCCCUCUGGUAGAUAUCCCACCUCGCCAACCAAAACCCAAGCCUGAGGCCCGCAUUGCGGGGAACUCAAGGCUGCCCAGAUCCGGGGGCCCCGGACUCCCCAAAAAGGGUUAUCGUCGCUAUAAAUUCGGCGAUCUGGAGAAAGAGGAGACGACUGACGAAGACGAGGGCCAAAACCAGGAAGAAGAGGAGGAGGGGACCGAGGCCGAGAUGGAUGCUAUAAGCAUCGUGCAUAUGUUGGAUGAUGAAGUCUCCGGAAAGGGAAAGAGAGAUGGGUCUGGUACAGGGAGUAGCAAUGGGGAUGUCGAGGAUACUGAGUAG